Messenger RNA from Dichomitus squalens LYAD-421 SS1, 1329 nucleotides. RefSeq lists its product as uncharacterized. Bases 1 to 1329 code for a protein of 442 amino acids. The record is from RefSeq and is a predicted model, not a curated record. The transcript has 6 exons. Lineage: Eukaryota; Fungi; Basidiomycota; Agaricomycetes; Polyporales; Polyporaceae.
AUGGCGGAGGAGCAACUGCAGGAGCCCAUCAUUGCAUCGAGCUCGCGAGAGUCGGAGUCUGUGUCUAGUACCCCGUGUGUGAUUUGCCGACGACAGUUUGCGCGAUACACAUGCCCGAGAUGCAAUAUCCCGUACUGCUCGCUUGUUUGCUUCCGGUCCGAGAAACAUGGUGACUGUUCCGAGUCAUUCUAUCGCAAGGAAGUCGAGCUAGACGUGAAGAGCGCCCCUUCUGCGAGCGCAGAAGAGAAACGGAGGAUGAUGGAGCUGCUGAAACGCUUCGAAGAGGACUCGCUCGACAACAGCCCGCUCCUCGACGAUACGGACAAUGAGGACGAAGACGGAGCGGACGACUUGCAGAGGCGGCUGCAGAGCAUUGACCUUGACACCGCGUCGUACGACGAGCUCUGGAACGCGCUCACCCCAUCAGAGCGAGAGAAGUUUUUACGUGCAGUGGACAAUCCCAAUAGUGAGUUCGCGCAACAGCUGCUCGCGAGUGAGGAGUUAGAGAAAGUCCAAGUCGAGCCGUGGUGGGAACCCCAGCCACCGAGCAAUGAAAUCUCUGCCCCUUCAGACGCUGCCGUUCCGAACCGAAAUCGCGGCGCGAGACCGUCUAUCGUUCAAAUCCCUGAGUCGUUAGUCAAGCAGGUCUCCAACAACGCAGCGAGCGGGCCGCUACUGCUGUAUAACAUCUGCGCGCUGUGUAUCGCGUACGCAUACACAGUCCGCUGCUUCGCCGUGUCCCCACUUUCCGCCAUCUCGCGCACAGACCCCGACUACGCCGAGGUGCGCGAGUCGAUAUCCCGACUCGCACCCUUCCUUGUAGAUCGACGGUCCACGACAGUACACUUGUCGCUCUCGGCCGUCGUAACAGAUCUAUGGUCUCGCUUUCCUGCUAGCCAUGUGGACUCGCGCUCAUUCUCCCUUCUGCUGAAAGAUACAGCCACCAUCUUGCGGCCCGCGACCGUAACAGUCGUCGCCUCCCAAGCCGUAACCACGCGCGACCUAGAAGAGCAUCCCAGCGCGAACGUCCUCCGCGUCCUCUCCGACCUAUCGUCGCUAUUCACCUUGUCGCAAAGCGACAUCGGAGAGCCUUCAGCGUCUCCGGCAGCGCAGCAGAGAAAAGCGAAGCCAAACCAUGUCGUGCACAAGCUGACGUUCUACGCAGCGUACAUACUUAGCACUCCGGCGCCGACGUUACGCGUGCUGGUGGACGAGGCGACGAUGCGCGCGAAGAUGCUCGAGAACGAGGCGAGACAGGCGCGGCAGAACAGGGAGGUGAAGCGGGUGCGUAGUGAAAGGGGGAAUGCUCCGAGGAUUGAAGAGUUGUAA